AUGGGGAGUUGGCCACAAUGAGUUGCUGGACGGAGUUUACAGAGUUGCAUCUCGUGAUCGAGGAGCUAUGCAAGCAAUCGGACGGCUUAUACUUUCCACGUCGGCUAUCGCAUUCCACGAGCUUGUAAAAUCAGCCCCCUUCUUGUACGCCUGAUCGGGUGCCAGGGCUCCGUCGUCAGCAGUCCUGCUCGUUCAGCUCUAAAGAGAAAGAGCAUCUGGUUCAAGCUUGCUUUGGGGAAAGGCGCGCAAGGGAGAGAGGCCGCGGACAUUACCGGCAUUGCAUUGCGUCCUUAGUCCUGCUGCGGGCGCGGGGUUUGACGGAGGUGUUCUGCUCUGUGGGUGGUAUAGCGAUUUGGCGAUGGCGACGUCCGUAGCAGUUUGUGCUGUGGCAACACCCAGUAGCGUAUCGGUGCAACACAAAAUCACAUCGAAACCUACGAGCAAAGCCGAUCUCGCCACAGGAGCUUCGUUUGCUUCAUGUAGUGCUCGGGCUGGCCGCCCAGCUCAUGCUACGCUUCUCAGAGGAGCGGCCAAAAGUGUAAGAAGCGCCAGUAGCAGCUUCCAGGUUGGUGAAAGCGCUGUUGCAUGGAAACAAGCAACAGCUUCGCCUUCAGGGAAAGCCCGCGGUGGAGCCCUUGCAAGCACCUGUGAGUAUGAAAAAAUUCUUGUCGCCAAUCGCGGAGAAAUCGCCGUGCGUAUUAUUCGCACAGCUCACGAGAUGGGAAUUCCAUGCGUGGCUGUGCACUCCACAAUCGACAGACAGGCUCUUCACGUCCAACUUGCCGAUGAAGCUGUUUGUAUCGGAGAAGCUCCUAGCAGUCAAUCGUACCUGAACAUUCCAAACAUUGUGUCAGCGGCCCUUAGCCGCAGAUGUACAAUGCUCCACCCUGGUUACGGCUUCCUCGCCGAAAACGCCACCUUUGUCGACAUUUGCAGAGAUCACGGACUCAAUUUCAUCGGUCCCAACCCUGAUAGUAUCCGCGUUAUGGGUGAUAAAGCGACGGCUCGUGAAACCAUGCGGAAGGCUGGUGUACCCACUGUUCCUGGCAGUGCGGGAUUGAUAGAGACAACCGAAGAGGCUGUGCGAGUUGCCAACGAAAUUGGAUUUCCUGUCAUGAUCAAGGCCACUGCAGGUGGUGGUGGACGUGGAAUGCGACUUGCGAAUGACGCAGGAGAAUUUGUCAAACUUCUACAGCAAGCUAGAAGUGAGGCUGGAGCUGCCUUUGGCAAUGAUGGUGUCUACCUAGAAAGAUGCAUUAUGAAUCCAAGGCACAUUGAGUUCCAGGUUCUUGCUGACAAGUACGGUAAUGUUGUGCAUCUUGGGGAACGUGAUUGCAGUAUCCAGAGAAGAAACCAAAAACUUCUGGAAGAGGCCCCGUCUCCUGCUUUGACUCCUGAACUACGAAAAGCUAUGGGAGACGCUGCUGUUGCAGCAGCUGCAUCAAUUGGUUACGUUGGUGUCGGUACAAUCGAGUUUUUGUUAGAUGAGGAUGGCCAUUCAUUCUACUUCAUGGAGAUGAAUACUCGUAUUCAGGUGGAGCACCCUGUUACAGAAAUGAUUACUUCAAUCGAUCUCAUUGAGGAACAAAUCCGGGUUGCCUUGGGAGAAAAGUUGAGGAUGACACAGGAUGAGGUUGUCAUUCGAGGACAUUCGAUUGAGUGCCGCAUUAAUGCCGAGGAUGCCUUCCAAGGAUUUCGCCCUGGGCCAGGUCGCAUCACAGGUUACCUGCCUCCCGGCGGUCCCUUCGUGCGAAUGGACAGCCACAUCUACUCUGAUUAUGUCGUUCCACCAAGCUACGAUUCUCUCCUUGGCAAGCUCAUUGUAUGGGCUCCUACCAGGGAGAGGGCUAUCGUACGUAUGCAACGAGCACUGAGUGACACAAUUAUUACUGGCAUUCCCACCACUCUCGAUUAUCACAAGCUCAUUCUUGAAGUUCAGGACUUCAAAGAUGGAAAAGUAGAUACUGCUUUCAUUCCCAAGCACGAAGAAGAGCUUGCUGCCCCUGCCCCUUAUAUUCAACUUCCGACGCCGGUGAAGGAGUCACUUAAAGCUACAGCCUAGUUUCGAACUUUAAGUCAGGGUCAAUCUACAGGUUAUCUCGUUGUCAGGGUAGGGUAUAGACGACCCGCUUGUGUUAAAAAGGCUAAUUUACUGCGAGUCAUAUACUUGGUUGUAGGGACCCACAGAAGAGAUGUGUGUUAGCAAAGUGUAGAUGUAAGAUGGUAUCUCUGUCUGGCAUGCAUGCAGGUCAUCAAUUUUUCUAGUCAGUUCAUUUUUUAUCCAUAAAGAGCAAUUUGCUUCAAGUUCUUGCCAACGGGUGUUAACUCGCACGAAAUUGUGAAAAGGAGCAAAAUAUACAUCAUGGUCCGGCAGUCUCCAACUCCGUCGUUUUUUGGGGGAUACGGCUUCCCGGUAGAUGAGAGAGUCACUGUUUGUAGGCUUGCACCUCACUCACUGGUCUAAUGGCCAGCAUGAGGUCUGAUGUAAAUUGUUUCUCGAGUAUACACCAAUGAGAAUGAGUACAAAAUGACUUUGCGCC
Molecule: messenger RNA, 2540 nt
Organism: Marchantia polymorpha subsp. ruderalis
Lineage: Eukaryota; Viridiplantae; Streptophyta; Marchantiopsida; Marchantiales; Marchantiaceae
Source: the annotation of a GenBank genome assembly